Molecule: messenger RNA, 1778 nt
Organism: Pelobates cultripes (western spadefoot toad)
Lineage: Eukaryota; Metazoa; Chordata; Amphibia; Anura; Pelobatidae
Source: the annotation of a GenBank genome assembly
GCUUGUGGUUCCUACAAUGAUGUGAAAUGCGUCACUACACGUCAGCCCCAGCAGCUCUCCCCCACUCACACUCACUCUCACAGCCGCUCAUGCCCCAGUGAGCCGGCUCCCAGCGCACUCAGCUGCCGGCUGUGCAUGGACACCAUGCCCACUCACCGCCACCUCCUGCCCCGCAACUUCAGCUGCACCGCCGUGCUCUAUGGGGAGGACCCGGGGACCCCGGAGGACGAGGAGGAGGAUGAAGAAGAGGAACCAGCCGAGAAAAGCAAAGAGGAGAGCAAGCCGAUGACCAGGGGAAGGGAGGUCACCUCUGCCCCCCAGAGCCCCUCAGCCCGCAGGAGAGCCAAGUCCCUUCCCACCCCCGCGGAGCGGAGGCACCUGGAGGUGUUGGUCCCCAGAAAGAAAGUGGUUCGUUUUGCAGACUCCCUGGGCCUGGAACUGACCUCUGUCCGGCAUUACUGCGACGCGGAUGUGCCCCGCGUCCCCAACCACGUGCUGGCAGGGCUGCGCUGCAAGGAAUCCUGCCCCGCAGGGGUGGAGCUUAGUGCCUUGUUUCUACGCCCCGCCCCCAAUUCACUGUACCUGGAACCGCAGUUCUCCAACCCUGGCAGGAAGCCUGACUUUUUAGACUUGGUGAAGCAGCGCAGGGUGUGCCUGGAGAGCCUUCAAACUGACCCCUUCAGCAUGAAUGGAGACCUCAGGGUCCUCAACUUGUCCUAUGAGAAGGACGUGGUGGUCAGGUACACAGUGGACGCUUGGAAGACGUCCACUGAGAUCCAGGCGGCUUUCCAGAGGGGUUGUAGUGAUAGGUACACAGACAAGUUCUCCUUUAAGUUGCUGUGUCCAUCACUGUUGACCAAGGAAGGGAUGCUGGAGUUUGCCAUCAGGUACAGGGUUUGCGGUGCUGAAUAUUGGGACAACAAUGAUGGCAACAACUACAAAGUCAAGAGUCAAAGAACCACUGUCUCUCCACCCAAAGAAUUUGAUAGUGCAUGGAUUCACUUUAUCUAAGGUGGGGUGGGAGGAAGACACCAGAGGACAUCUUUCUUCACUUACUAAGCUCUAUGGUUGGUCCACAAGUCAACAUGUUCAAGUUAGGUCUCUCACCAAAGAGGCAGGUCUAGUGGUCUAGUGGUUUUAUUCCAAGAAUACAUAUAGUAAGUCACUGGUUGGAGAAUAGCAAGGGAUACGAUCUAAUAUGACCGGUUACAAUCUGAGAACAUCUACAAUCUAUAUGGACUGAGAAGUGAUAUUUUUGAGGAUUUUUGUAGAAUGUCAGGGACGUUUUCAUCACACGAUAUCAUGGGGACUAACAUUUGAUGGUGAUCAAGCCAUUGAAUGCCAGUGCAGUGUCACUCAGAUAAAAAGGGUUAAUUAGAAUUUGCUUUGGAAAGUAACUUAUUGCAUUUAAAGAUGGUUUAUAGGUUUGAAUUAGCAAGAUUUCUUCCAGAGACCAGUGACCACCUCUUAUGUCUCCUUGGGUCUCUCACAACACUUCCUUCUGAAGAUGAGGUUGACAUCCUUACUAAGGAACAUUAUUUUUUUUUAUAUCAACCCAAGAACACUGUCUUUUAUCUGCAUCUGUGUUGUCAAACCGGUGGUCUUACAAAUCCUCAGAUCUACAGUUCACCCACUGUAAUAAGCCUUUACCUAUGCAUUUCAAAAAUUAUUCACGGAGCUAGUUAUAUGGGUAUCUGCAGGGUUAUUUACUUAAGAGAAUUUCAAAUUUAAGGGCAGAGUAGCCAAGCUGAAAGCAGAGAUGAAUUUUUCCACUUUGG